This is a messenger RNA of Tauraco erythrolophus (red-crested turaco), 873 nucleotides long. The record is from RefSeq and is a predicted model, not a curated record. NCBI's taxonomy places the organism in Eukaryota, Metazoa, Chordata, Aves, Musophagiformes, Musophagidae.
AUGGUAGGGGUGGUGUGGAAAUACUUCUCUGGCGUUAGCCCAGUCGUAAAAAGCAGCGGUCAGCUGAGGGGCCCGGUGCGAUGGAGAAGCCAAGCGACUGCAGCUGUGGUGACGGAAAGCGCCAAACCUCAAAUUCAGCCCCAAGUGCGGAAACCUAAAACGGGAAUCUUGAUGUUAAACAUGGGCGGUCCGGAACGGCUGGAUGAUGUGCACGAUUUCUUACUUCGCCUCUUCCUGGACAGGGAUCUGAUGACGCUUCCAGCUCAAAAUAAAUUAGCCCCGUUCAUUGCCAAACGCCGCACGCCGAAAAUCCAGGAGCAGUACAGCAGGAUUGGAGGCGGGGCGCCCAUCAAGAAGUGGACGGCGGUGCAGGGGGAAGGCAUGGUGAAGCUGCUGGACAGCAUGUCUCCUCGCACCGCGCCUCACAAAUACUACAUUGGCUUCCGGUACGUCCAUCCUCUGACGGAAGAAGCGAUCGAGGAGAUGGAGAAGGACGGGAUCGAAAGGGCCAUCGCCUUCACGCAGUACCCGCAGUACAGCUGUUCUACCACAGGAAGCAGUUUAAAUGCCAUUUAUCGCUACUAUCAUAAAAAAGGGGAGAAGCCGAAGAUGAAGUGGAGUAUAAUUGACCGAUGGCCAACACAUCCCCUUCUUAUCCAGUGCUUCACCGAUCACAUCCAGAAGGAACUGAACCUGUUUCCACCUGACAAAAGGAGAGACGUCGUCAUCCUCUUCUCCGCUCACUCGCUGCCCAUGUCUGUGAGUUACGUCAGGUCGUUGCCGUCGUUGUUAGACCAGAGUCAGGCUGGCUGGGCUGAGUGGAAGGGACGUGGCUCCCACGCCUGCGGAGCCGUGGAGGUGCCGAGCGAAUAG